UUGGGGUUAUUCGAACUAUCAGUGGGUGACAACCCGAGAGCAGAUGGUGCUUCAGAGCUGGCUGCUGCUAGACUAGCCGUUAGCCAUGUUAACCAGCGAGCUGUGCUGCCAGGCUACAAACUACAGCUGAUCACCAAUGAUACCAAGUGUGACCCUGGCGUGGGCGUGGACCGUUUCUUCCACGCUCUAUACACCGAGCGUGACUCCAGAAUGGUGAUGUUGUUAGGAACAGCCUGCUCAGAGGUCACCGAGAGCAUAGCCAAGAUCGUACCUUAUUGGAACAUUGUUCAGGUGUCUUUUGGGUCGACGUCACCGGCUCUAUCGGACCGCUCCGAGUUCCCACUGGAGUUUGGCUGGGAUACGGUGACGGCUUUAUCUCAAAAUGAAGAGAUAUAUUCGUUGGCUGUCAACGAGCUGGUCACUCAAUUGGAAGCUGCCAACAUUACCUGCGCCGCCUCCAUCACCUUUGCGGAGACUGACUUCAAGGAGCAACUGCAGCAACUCAAGGUUAGAACAAAAAUUGAUUUUCCGUAUUUUGCGAGAUCGCAGGCGUUCAAGUUGGGCAUGUUCGGAGCAGAGUACGCGUGGCUGGUAGCUGGUGCACCGCCAAGGAUACGAGGCUCAGCGCCGUGUGCGCGUGCACACUUGGCCAGUGCUUUAGAGGGACUGAAUGCUUCGUGUAAGGCAGGAUCAAUUACAGUGAGCAAAGUAUCGAACUUUAUACGUUUUUGUGAUCAUACGAGUAGUAUGGCACAAGCCGGUGUGAUAGCGUCACCGUACGCCCCACAGACUUAUGACGCGGUUUGGGCUAUAGCGUUGGCAUUGAGCAGAGCAGAGGCUCUUUGGAGGAGUUCAGAGGAAACCACCACCAAAAGAUGGAGGUUGGGAUUGAACAACUUCGACUACAACAGGAAGGAUAUGGCCGAGGAGUUCCUCAAUCAGCUUGGGAAUUUGAGUUUUUUAGGGGUAUCGGGUCCCGUGUCCUUCAACGGAGCAGAUCGUAUAGGAACAUCUGCUUUCUACCAGAUACAGGGUGAGCUUUUAAGUUCGUUUUUAAUAAACUCAGUAUCACACAACCUCACUCCUCGAAAAUUAACCGUCUAAAGAAGCAUGCCAACCGACAACGGCGGUCAAUCACGUGACGUCUUUUUUACGCAUAUCCGCUCCCCCCUAGCACGGGUUGACGGGUUAUGUGUAACUUUCCCCUGCGAACCCACCUCAAAUAACAGGGCAUACCCACUAAAACUUAGCGAUAUCCCUCUCUAUGGAGGGGAAACACGGAGACAGCCUAAAGACCACGUACCGCGCUGUUUACAUCUAUUUUGGCCCACAUCUUGCAGGGACCGGUCCCUCUACGGGUUGGGAGUAUGAUUCAGAGACAUCACGUGACAUCCUAGUCUAUGCAUAUUCCCAACUAUAUAGUAACUAGCUUUCUAAACUGAGAAAAGUGAAAAUUUUUACCUGGUAAUUCUCAACAACUUCACUUUUAUACAUUUCUAAUAAUAAAAAGUCCUAGUUUUAUCAAACUGCUAUCAACCGACCAUUAAAAAAAAAUCAAAAACCUGUUUAAGAUGGUCUAAGUACAGUCUUAGACAUGUUCAACUUUCAAUUCAGAAACCGAGUGUAUGUCUCUAUAUAUUGUCUUGUGAAAUUAUGGUGUUAUCGUCAGGCGGUCGAACUCGGACGGUGGCGUUAUACCUGGGCGGGCGGGCGCUCUCAUGUGCGGAGUGCUCGCGCGCGCAGUGGGGGGGCGGGGUGCCGGCCGCCCGGCGGGUGCUGGUGCUGCGCGUGGACUCGGUGUGGGCGCCCGCCAGGCUCGCGGUGGCCACGCUCGCCGCUGCAGGGGUCGCGCUCGCGCUAGCAUUCCUCGCCUUCAACUUGCAUUAUAGUAAAAGAAGUAACCGCAGCGGCGUUUGCAAGACGAAACUUCUUCAAGACACUCCGCUGAUAUCUCUGGUGUGCGCACUUCUCGUGAUCGAUGGGAUGAUCGUCACUCUAUGGGCCACUCUCGAUCCCAUGGAGAGGCAUCUAAAGAACCUCACCAUAGAAAUCAGCCCGAAUGACCGGAGCGUAGUUUAUCAACCGCAGAUAGAAAUAUGCAAGUCCCAAAACACAACUGGCUGGCUAUGCGCUCUGUACGCGUACAAAGGUCUUCUGCUUCUGGUCGGUGUUUAUAUGGCGUGGGAGACGAGGCACGUGAAGAUAUCAGCCCUCAAUGACUCCAAGUACAUCGGUAUCAGCGUCUAUUCGGUCGUCAUCACCAGCACCAGCGUUGUCGUGAUCGGAACCAUUAUAUCGGAGAGGGCAACGCUUGCCUAUAUUACUAUAACCAGUCUUAUUCUUAUAACGACCACCUCUACUCUAUGUUUAUUGUUUCUACCGAAGAUAGUCGCUAUUAGAACGAAGAGUGAAGACGAUCCUGUAAUACAAAGUUUAGGGCUUAGAUUGGAAUGUAAAACGAGACGAUUCGUGACAGACGAAACACAAGAGCUGCAUUUCAGGAUAGAGAUACAGAACAAAGUAUACAAACGGGAAGUAGCGGCCCUAGACAAAGAGAUCUGCAGGUUAGAGAAACUACUGGCGGAACCAUUGGAACCUGCCAACAAUUAUAAUACAUCUGUCGCCUUACAUAAAAGAAUGGAGCUAAAUACUGUUGAAGAGGAAGGCAGGUGUCGUUCAGAGUCAGAUAGACGCACGCCCAGUAUCACUGGCGGCCUUCCGUUGCUGCUGCUUUCUGUACUACCUCCAGUCAUCCCGCGAGCGAGCUGGCCUUCCGCUGAAGCCUGCCGCGGACGAAACUCAGUCAGCUUUAGCUCCCAACCCAAACUGUUCCAUAGAAAAUCCACCCCUGCCAUAGACUUAUACAAUCUCUGCCUCAACAAAAGAGAAGAGAACACCGGUCUUCUGAGUAGACUAAAAAGUUUCUUCGGCAGUAGACCGUCUAGCAGAAAAGCAUCGACGAUGUCCAUAGCGGAUCCCACGGGGCAAAGCAUCGCGGCGGCUCUGAAAAUGCACGUAGGAAUGAUAGCUGGUCUCGUGCCCGGUAACAGGAAACGUUCCAUGGUACUCUCUUGUAACACGCUCAAUGUUCCGAAUCCUGAAAUGAAACUGAGAAGGGAAUCUUACACUAGGAGUGGACCAAUUAUAAGGAUAACGGACGACGAGCCGUCGUGUUCGAAUUACCAAUCGGAGAGGAGCUCGUCAUCCGGGAUCAAUAAAUAUGUUGCGGAGCCAGAGACAAAAGUGAACUUCGUGUUGCCAGCUACACAUAAUAGACCGAUGUCUCAUCAAAACUCGUGCGAGAGAAUCCGAGGAUCGCCAAGAUUUCCGCAUAGGAUAUCACCGUCAGCAUCCAGUCUGUCGACUUUGGACACCAGAAGAAAGACUAGUGCAGAUAGCGUUUUCAACAUAUCUGACAAGAUAUUCGAUGAGACGAGGAGAUUCAGCCAUCAGCACGUCGGUCAGAGACUGACAGACAAAUCAGUUUUGGAAAAUAAAUGGAAAUCAACAGAGGACGCUCGACCCGGACCUUCUACUGAAAACUAA
Messenger RNA from Diatraea saccharalis (sugarcane borer), 3546 nucleotides. The record is from the annotation of a GenBank genome assembly. Lineage: Eukaryota; Metazoa; Arthropoda; Insecta; Lepidoptera; Crambidae.